GCAAAUUAAACUCCUUUGUGUCUGCACGACCAUAGGCCCUUGCUGUGGUCCAAGGUUCUAAACAUAUAACCUGGUUUUGUUAUGUCUAUCUUCGAAUAUAAGUCUGAUUCAUCGGGCUUCGGGAGCAUUCACUGCCUCGCCAGUUGGAUUUCUAUUCAUUUCUGUCACUGAAUUUACAUACGAUUUUUUUUAUGAUGUUAUUGAAAUUAUUCGAUAUAAUGAGUACUGUAGUCAGAUAGAAGUGUUGGUCUAUACACAAUCAGUGCAUAGUACUAAGAAUUAUGCUCUUAACCAAAAGGAAAAUUUAGUCUUUUUUGAACACAACUUCUCUCCACAUGAAUUUUGAAUAUUACUGUGGUUGAUGAAUGAAUGAAUAAAUAUUGGUUUUUUUUUAUUCAACAUUUCACCCAGAGGUACCUCACAAGGCAAUCUUAAGCCUUAGUAACGAGGUAAUAAAUAUUGUUAUAAAGUAGGCCUAUAUUGAUAAAAUUUGAAGUAUAUAUAAUAUGAAUUAUUGAAAUUUUCGAUAUCUCAACAAUAUUGCAGGUAUUUUUUUGUCUUUGUGGCUAUACCAAAAAAAAAAUAAAUAUUGUUCAGUGAUUUGCAGGACACAAGAUGGACGUAGGUUACGCAGCGCUGAAACCAAGCCGGUUCAGGAGUGCAAACAUCUUCUCAAAAGUAUUUUUUUACUGGGCUUGGUAUAUGUUUAGACUGGGGAAUACUGGAUCUAUUACACCAGAAGAGUUCGAAAACGUUCCACCUGAUUUAACGUCCGAAUACCUAGUUGACAGUUUAGAAAGAAAAUGGAAUAAAGAGUUGUAUGCGCAGAAAACAGACGGGACUAAGCCAAGCAUGAGGCGCGCUUUAAGCAAAACGUUUCUCCCACAAAUGAUACUCUUCAAUAUCAUAGGGUUUUUUGAGGAAGCACUAAAAUUAUUACAGCCAAUUGUACUAGGAUUAUUAAUUAACUACUUUGAAGUGGACUCAUCAGCAACGCUGAGUCAGGGUCUGCUGUACGCAGGAAUACUUUCUUUAAUCACAGUUAUACUCAACAUUAUUCAUGAGCCUUACUUCUUCUAUAAUCAAGUGUUUGGCAUGAAAAUAAGAAUUGCUUGCUGCGGUAUCAUGUACAAGAAGGCUUUGAAGUUGAGCAACGCAGCCUUGUCGAAAACAUCAGCAGGACAAAUAAACAAUCUGAUGACAAAUGAUGUCAACAGAUUCGAUAUAGUAAGCACAACAUUGUCUUAUAAGAUGGCUAUGGUAUUCCCGUAUAUCUGGUUGGGGCCUAUCGAUAGUGUUAUAGCAUUGUUCAUAAUGGUGUAUUACGUUGGCAUGAAAUGGAAAUACGUACUGAUUGGGUACUCUAUACUCAUGCUUUGCCUAUUACCAAUGCAAACGUGUUUGGGGACCAUUUUCGGCUUCUACAGAAAGAAGACGGCCACAAUUACCGAUAAAAGGAUCACAAUAAUGAGUGAGGUUCUAGCAGCCAUGCGGGUCAUAAAAAUGUAUGCAUGGGAAAAACCAUUUGCCCGAAUGGUGAAACAAGUUAGGCGAUCUGAGAUCUCUGCCAUUAUGUUUGCUUCGAUACUAAAGUGUUUAAAUCUUGCAAUAGCUUACGCUGGUAACCGACUGCUUGAGGUGAUAUUUUUAACCAUUUAUUUCCUGACAACUGAAGACUUUUCCUCUUCCACCGUGUUUGUAAUCUCCAGUUUGAUGUCUGCUAUUCGAACGCCAUUGCUGCGUUCCAUGCCGCAGGCGAUUCAACUAAUAUCUGAGUGUCUCGUUGGUUGUAAUCGCAUUGAGGAAUUUAUGUUACUUGAAGAACAAAACACAAGCAUUUCGGGACUUGAGUUUCAACAUGUUUAUGAAGCUACUGAGCCAGGUAUCACAGUUACAAAUCUCUCCGGCACCUGGGACGAUACAUUUUUGCUUUACGAUAACGAUCAUUUUAAACCGUCGUCAUGUACCAAAGGAACAGUUACGCUACUGAAUGGAGAUACGCAUAUGUUCACUGAGAGGUUUGACUCUCCUGUAAUAGAUGGAAUCUCUGUCACAGUCUGUGAAGGAGAAAUGUUAGCAAUCAUUGGUCCAGUUGGAUCUGGAAAAUCAACCCUCCUACUAGCCUUACUUCAGGAACUACCGUUUAUGUCUGGACAAAUUCACCUGCGUGGUAGUAUUGCAUAUGUCUCGCAGAAGGCGUGUAUUUUCCCGGGAACUAUACGACAAAACAUACUUUUUGGGAAGAAAUUUGAUGAAGAUUACUACCAGACUAUCAUCGAAGUAGCUGCACUUUCAAGGGACUUCGAAAUUUUACCGAAAGGAGACAUGACUAUGAUUGGUGAGCGUGGUGUUACCUUGAGUGGUGGACAGCAAGCAAGGGUCAACCUAGCGAGGGCGCUAUAUAAAGAUGCUGACAUUUAUGUUUUAGAUGACCCACUGAGUGCAGUCGACACCAAAGUUGGAAAACAAAUAUUUGAAAAAUGCAUCAUGGAAUACCUUCAUAAAAAGCCUCGAAUUCUAAUCACUCACCAGUUGCAGUAUUUACACGACGCUGAUAGGAUUUUGCUUUUAAAAAAUGGUAAAAUUGAAAGAAUAGGAACAUACGACGAUGUAAAAAAUUCCGAUGAUUUCAUAGCAUCUGUCACAAGUGACGAAGAAGACGAAAAAAUGAAACGGCAAAGCGACUCGGAAGAAGAUAUUUCGAUGUUCAUGAAGCUUUCAAAUAACCCAAGUGCUACAGGGACGGUCAACGAAAAAACUCCCCUUGCUGGAAUUAAAGGAAUGGCGGACGAAAAGGGUCAACAAGGUCAUGUCAGUUGCCAGGUUUACAAGCGUUUCUUUCGUGCCGGCGGUGGCUAUCUUUUGCUUUUUAUCCUGUUAUUCUUCAUUGUGGUAACUCAGAUCAUAUACGUGAUGGCUGACUUCUGGGUUUCCCAUUGGGCAAAUCAAGAGGAAUGUAGAACUCUGAACGUGACUUGUCCUGAUGAUGUAUUUGGCGAUCCAUAUCGUUACAUAGAUUUGAGUAAUAAACAGUCUGCAUAUGUGUUUAUCGGUUUAAUUGGCGUAAACACAUUGUUUGCCGUACUACGCGCCGUUAUCUUCUUCUACGUGGUGUUAACAGCGACAAAGAAUCUUCAUGGCUAUAUGUUUGACAGCGUCAUUCGAACACCUAUACUUUUCUUUGAUGUGAACCCAGUUGGUCGAAUCUUAAAUCGCUUCACCAAAGAUAUGGGUAUUAUGGAUGACACUUUACCGGCAAUGUUCUUUGAUGCUCUUCAGAUCCUCUUUCUAGCCAGUAGUAUAAUCCUUGUGAAUUGUAUUCUAAACUGGUAUUUGAUCUUCAUCACACUCCCAUUAUGCUUAUUAUAUUUCCUGGUGCGGCAUUAUGGAAUCCCAACACUUCAUGAUAUUAAGAGAUGGGAAGGCAUCUUGCGGUCUCCCGUGUUUGCGCAAGUAACACAAACAAUGGACGGUUUAAUAACGUUACGUUCCUACAAAAUGCAGCCUCAAUUUCUAAAGAAUUUCUACCUUGUUCAAGACCGUCAUUCCGAGGUUUGGUUGCUGUACUUGGCAGCUUCACGUGCUUGUGCUGUCUGGGUGUACAUCAUAAUAAAUAUCUUUAUGACUUUCACAUCGUUUGGAAGUAUAUUUGCCAGAGAUUCUCUGAAUGCUGGCUUGGUUGGAAUUAUCUUGAGCAGAACAUUACUUCUAUGUCAAAUAUUCCAAUACGUAUUCUUCUUAACAAAUUACGUAGAAAACCUGAUGACGUCUGUAGAGCGUGUCUUGGAAUACACAAAGCUAAAACCAGAAGCACCUCUGAGAAUCCUUGCAACCAAGCCUCCGUCAUCUUGGCCAGGUGAUGGUGGAGUGAGCUUCAAACAUGUGUCUCUAUCCUACUCCCCAAACGGACCUAACGUAUUGAAGAAUAUGACGCUUGAAAUUUUCCCUAAGGAAAAGAUUGGAGUUGUUGGUAGGACAGGAGCUGGUAAGAGUUCUCUAAUCACAGCCUUGUUUCGCUUGGCAGAGCCUAAAGGGACCAUCACAAUUGAUGGCAUCGACAUCAGUACUAUUGGACUACAUGAACUUCGAAAAAAAAUAUCAAUCAUUCCUCAGGAUCCUGUUCUGUUUUCUACGUCACUUCGUCUUAAUUUAGAUCCUUUAGGUGAAUAUCAAGACUUCGAAAUAUGGCAUGCUUUGGAGAGUGUAACGUUAAAUUUGUUUGUCCGUGGAAGCACUGGUCAAUUAGAAAUGGACGUCGGUGAAGGCGGGGCAAACUUUAGUGUUGGUCAGCGGCAGCUUAUUUGUCUUGCUAGAGCAAUUCUUCGUCAAAAUCGUGUCUUGAUCCUCGAUGAAGCAACAGCUAAUGUUGACCAAUAUACAGACACAUUGAUUCAAGAAAUGAUUCGGAAGCAAUUUAAAUCAUGCACCGUGCUUACUGUUGCCCAUAGACUGAAUACUGUCAUGGACGCCGAUAGAAUAAUGGUUCUUGAUGCAGGAGAAGUAAAAGAAUUCGACGCACCUUACACCUUGUUAAAAAAACGAAAAUCAUUCCUGGGCAGAUUAGUGAAGAAACUUAGCUAUGGAGAAAGAAAGCGACUUGUGCAAGUAGCUAAAAUGCACCAUGAUAUCAAAAAGAACAGUUUGACAAAGUUGAUGUAGAUUUAUUCCAUGAUGUUUUACAGUUGACGAUAUUAUUUGAAUCAUAUACUCCUCACUCUUUUUAUUUUUACAAAGCAUUAGGCACAAGAGCCAAUGAUAAUGCCAAACAGUGAACUUAAUCUAGUGGCGGAUUGGGAGUGGGGUUGGUGGGGUAGGGUGAAUAGGAUAGCUAGCCACCCCCCUAGGUUUACCGUGAAAGAAAAAAUGGACACUCGUCUUGUGUGUGUGUGUAUGUGUGUGUGUGUUUGUGUGUGUGCUUCGCGUGCUGUACACAUUACGUGUAGUAGCCUACUCUGGCAAAACAUACACUUAAUAUUUUAAGCUUAACUUUUUUAAAUGCCAUCUAAGAACGUCUAGUCCGUCUACUAAUUCCACAAAUAUCUCCAAAGGGAGGGGACGCCCCUCCGAAAACCACCUCACCCCUGCUGGUUCUUCUCACCUCCCAUUAUCCACCCCCAUUGGUAAAUCCCUGAUCCGGCACUGUAAUCACUCUUCGAAUUGGUAAUCCCGUCAAAACAUCACACAAGCGAAGCUCUACAUCUACUGAAGACUAAGUCACAUUAUAGGGCUUAGGGAGUGGAGUUGUUUUGGUCGUAAAAAAUCAUAUUACUGUGACAAAAAUUGAAGCCAGGGACCUGGGAUUGGAAAGCAAGCAUCUUAAUUUACCAAGCUAUUCAACUCGAUGCUUUGUAGUUCCCGAUAUUAUUCUUAAUACUUUUUGUUUUAUCUAGGCCUAUGUAUAUCAGAGUUUUAGCUUGGUUACAGUGAUACAGUAACAAUCAGAAAACAUGACUUUUAAGAACUAUCAAAUACACACCUGAUCACCUUGUUUAUAAGCCACCUCAAUAGUUUCCUUCCGCAAAAGCAGCAAAACUAUUAAAAUGAAUUGAGCCACUAGUCAAAAUUAAAAUAGCGCACUAUUUCUUAGAUGCUUUUGCAUUAUGUAAGAAAAAUUGUUCAGUAAAUGUCAUACGUAUCUUGCAACAA
This is a messenger RNA of Anneissia japonica, 5646 nucleotides long. Its product is annotated as multidrug resistance-associated protein 4-like. The transcript has 29 exons. Gene Ontology annotation, cellular component: plasma membrane. The coding region runs from base 616 to 4659 and encodes 1347 amino acids. Gene Ontology annotation, biological process: transmembrane transport. Lineage: Eukaryota; Metazoa; Echinodermata; Crinoidea; Comatulida; Comatulidae. Gene Ontology annotation, molecular function: ATP hydrolysis activity; ABC-type transporter activity; ATP binding. The record is from RefSeq and is a predicted model, not a curated record.